CAGAUCUCCAUCGCGAUCGAGAUCCAACGACCCAGAUCCACUCCCUCUCCUUCUUCCUCAAAAGAGAACAAAAAAAAAAUAUUCUGAAUCUUCGAAAAGUCGAUCGGGAGGAAACAAAAAAAAAUCAACGGCCGAUUCUGACGAUUCAUCUCCGCCGAGCAGAUCUGUGAAUUGAUUCUCGUCUAUUACUACUCAUUCUCGCGAUGGCUGCUCCUCCUGCUAGAGCCCGUGCUGAUUACGAUUACCUCAUCAAACUUCUCUUGAUCGGAGACAGCGGUGUGGGUAAAAGUUGCCUCCUUCUACGUUUCUCUGAUGGCUCAUUCACCACCAGUUUCAUCACAACUAUUGGUAUUGAUUUCAAGAUACGGACUAUUGAGCUAGAUGGGAAGAGAAUCAAGCUGCAAAUCUGGGAUACUGCUGGACAGGAGCGGUUCAGGACUAUCACAACUGCAUACUACCGUGGAGCCAUGGGCAUCUUGCUCGUGUAUGAUGUCACUGAUGAAUCAUCUUUCAACAAUAUCAGGAAUUGGAUCCGUAACAUUGAGCAGCACGCUUCUGAUAAUGUCAACAAGAUUCUUGUGGGGAACAAGGCUGAUAUGGAUGAAAGCAAACGAGCUGUGCCAAAAGCGAAGGGUCAAGCUCUUGCAGAUGAAUACGGAAUGAAGUUUUUCGAGACUAGUGCCAAGACUAACCUAAACGUUGAGGAAGUUUUCUUUUCAAUUGGUAAAGACAUUAAGCAAAGACUUGCAGAUACCGAUGCAAAGGCUGAGCCACAAACAAUCAAAAUCAACCAAACCGAUCAGGGUGCAGGGACAUCUCAAGCUACUCAGAAAUCAGCAUGUUGUGGUUAGUAGAAAACUGGUCCCUCACACCACCAUCGAAGGAGAGAAUCUGGCUUCUGAGAAAGAAAAUCUUCUAAAUGCGAUGGUGUUUUCUACGUAUUCUUUUUACAAUUCUCUGUUUCCCCCUAACGGGUAUAGUGUGAAGGACAUAUGUUUCUGGUAUGGACUCCCUCACAUCAGACUUGACUUGUGAUAAUAUCAGAUUUUCUCACUCACA
Messenger RNA from Raphanus sativus (radish), 1059 nucleotides. Its product is annotated as ras-related protein RABE1a. Bases 204 to 851 code for a protein of 215 amino acids. The transcript is spliced from 9 exons. Gene Ontology annotation, cellular component: plasma membrane. The record is from RefSeq and is a predicted model, not a curated record. Lineage: Eukaryota; Viridiplantae; Streptophyta; Magnoliopsida; Brassicales; Brassicaceae. Gene Ontology annotation, molecular function: GTP binding; GTPase activity. Gene Ontology annotation, biological process: regulation of exocytosis; protein secretion.